This is a messenger RNA of Mycotypha africana, 615 nucleotides long. RefSeq lists its product as uncharacterized. Gene Ontology annotation, cellular component: cytosol; nucleus. Bases 1 to 615 code for a protein of 204 amino acids. Gene Ontology annotation, molecular function: nuclear import signal receptor activity. Lineage: Eukaryota; Fungi; Mucoromycota; Mucoromycetes; Mucorales; Mycotyphaceae. Gene Ontology annotation, biological process: protein import into nucleus. The record is from RefSeq and is a predicted model, not a curated record. The transcript is spliced from 3 exons.
AUGUUCGGUUGCGUUGCCGCUGGUAGACUUGUACAAACAAACUUACAACAAGUUGACGUCAAUAAGUACGUUUUCGAAUUGUCUGAUGCUCAAUCUAUAAAUCACAUUGUCGUGUUUUUGCUGGGGACAAUUCCAUUCGAACCUGGUUUUGCAGCAACAGUUCAUUUACAUUGGCCCAAUAAAGAAUGGCAACUGCUAGGAGGUCUAUCGAAUGAAAAGCCCAGUGCAAUUUUCAGGCUAAAAACGAAAGAAUCAGUUGUCAAUUUAUCGCAAAUGUCAACGAAUGCCACACUUGGUAUUUCAAUUGAACCUAUUGACGCUGUACAACAGCAGCUUGCUACCUUGAAUCAACCUACAACAGCCUCAUCGUCAGCUCUUGUCAAACCUGGUGUCAGUGUUUCUCAAGUUGGACAAAUGGCUAGCCGUGUAUUGGAAAACUUAUACAAUUAUGUUACAUCAUUUACAGUGCAGAAUAUUCCAGUUACCUCAAUACCUAUAGGUCAGUUGACCGAGAAUGGUUAUCUUUCUUUGAAGGCCUUUCAGACGUGGUACGAUAAUCUUUCGAGAAAGAUAGCAGCAAAUCCAAAUUAUCUGAUAGAAGAAAAGUCAGCGUAA